CUGAGCAACGAAUCCAGCAAAGAGAUGAUCCUCCUGAAAGAAAUGAAUUUGCUUCAGCGAGAUUGGCGAAUGUAGAGGUUGAAAUUGAACGCCUACAACAACAGCAUUUUAUAAUUAAAUAUAUAUUCGGAUGUAAUUUCUCUUGUCCGAUAGAAAAUACGCUAAAAAAAGGUGCACGUGUAUUGGAUGGAGGGUGUGGACCGGGAGCUUGGCUUCUUGAAAUGGCAACGUGCUACCAAAACUCUCAAUUUUUUGGUAUUGACUUUGAGUCACAUUUUCCCAGUCAAAUUAAGCCAUCAAAUGCAAACUUUUUUCGGUGCGAUUUGAUGCAGUUGGAAUUGCUAGAAUUCGAGGAAAACUCAUUUGAUAUGGUCCGAAUAUGUUUGAUGUUUCUUCUUAUAAGUAAAGAUUAUGCGAAAGUAAUCGAAAAAAUGUUAAGACUCUUAAAGCCGGGUGGUUAUUUUGAAAUAAUUGAAACAGAUGUUUCGCCCGCAACUUGUGGACCAAAUUUUCUACGCAUGUUAAAAACACUUGAAAAAGGAUUCUCAUGCGAAGGAUCGAUCGGUAAUGUCCAAACAAUUAUAGAAAAAUUAUUUAACGCCAAUGGACAAUUAAAAAAUGUUCAACGAUUAACAAAAAAAACAAAACUUGGUCCACCUGGCGGCCUUGCCGGAGAACUAUAUUUAGCCACACUUGAUGAUUUCUUUGGUGGCACUGUCGGACAUGUGAUGGGUAAACGAAUGGGGAUGACGUCAGAAGAGUAUGAAUUAAAGGAUCUCAACAUUGAACAUGGAUGUCGUCCGGCUACAUGGGACACAUCCGAAAUUCACGAUCGCGUCUAUAUCCGCAGGAUCCAAUCGAUUUCAAUAUUGGCCAUACUAGGUUCCUUGGCCCAAGACAUAACAAUCUUGGUUAUAGACUCUGGUCUGGGAAGGUCAACAUUAGCGUUAAUAAACAAUCCUGAUUGCCUAAGAAAAAUGUAUCGGUAUUACAAAUACCGUGCUCUGAAUGUGAUUGAAUAUUUCAGCAUCAAGUAA
Molecule: messenger RNA, 1037 nt
Organism: Ambispora leptoticha
Lineage: Eukaryota; Fungi; Glomeromycota; Glomeromycetes; Archaeosporales; Ambisporaceae
Source: the annotation of a GenBank genome assembly